Messenger RNA from Nelumbo nucifera (sacred lotus), 1954 nucleotides. Lineage: Eukaryota; Viridiplantae; Streptophyta; Magnoliopsida; Proteales; Nelumbonaceae. The record is from RefSeq and is a predicted model, not a curated record.
GCUCGCUCGCUCGCUCGCUCGCUCGCUCGUACACGUUGAUGAUGGUGCCUUCUCCGAAGUCCGAACAAAGUUGAAAGGAAGAGAGAAGUUGCAGAGAUUUUGCGAGAGAGAGAGAGGGAAAAUAGAAAACGUAAAGAAAAAGAAAAAAAAAAAGACUGAGAACGGCCAUGACCAGGACUAGCCUUGACCUACGCACAACGGCGCAAGUUAUCAAGCAGUCCUCUGCGUCUUUCCUCUCCGGCUUCUACACAUUCCUCUUCCUCUCUUUCCUCCUCUUCUCCUUCCGUACUGUUGUCGAGAGCGGUACCCUAUUCGUUACCUCCUUCAUCGAUCGGGAUCCCUCCUUGAAGUCAUUACUUUCCCGCCUCGAUCUUGCCGGCAAGAAUGUUCGAUCGCCGGAGAGUUUCAAAUCUCCGACCACCAUGAGCCGUCGUCGCCGGCCGUUCCUUCACCUGAGCCGCGUCGGUACUCUUGACGAUGAUUUCUUUUCUGGAGACGAUGAUGAGGAUCGGAGUCUGUUUGGAUUGGGUCGUCCUGCUCCUGUAAAUCGCAGUUUUUUGAAUCUGAGUCAUUUCUUUCGUGGCGAAGGGAAAUUAGGGUUUCUGGAUUCGGAGAAGGGCGAUGGGAUUAGGUUUUCGGAGAUUGUUGGUUCUGGAUUUCUGUUCAAGGCGGAGGGUUUCUCUUUGAAUGCUGAUAUUGAAAAUGAGGGUGAGGAUAAUGGUGAAAGGAACAUGACAACGAUUGAAGAGAAGGGGGAGGAAGGGGAUCGGCCUGCAGAUUUUCAGUUACUUGUUAAGGGUCUCGAACUGGGUCGACGUGACGCGGCGACUUUGUUUUUUCUGGUGAGUUUCUUGUCCGCAGCUUAUGGUUGGGUGAUUCUAGGGUUCUUGAUUACGCAUUCUUGUGUUCUUGGUAUCGUGUUCUAUGCUGUGGUUAAUGACUAUCUGAAGAAACAUUAUUUAUUUAUGAAAACGAUCUGGGCUGGUUCGCGGCUGGGAAUUCGGAGGCUUUCGGGCUUUAUACUCAUGAGAUGGGCUGUUAGGGAUGCUUUGACCCAACUCCUCGGUCUGUGGUAUUUUGGUGAAAUUGAAGACCAGUACUCAUUUUUUAAAUUGUUUGUGAGAUUGAAAUUGAUGCCAUUCUCCAUAUCUUCUCCCUGGACCCGGGGGUUUGAGACAGAGAUCUCGGGCUUUCUGUCUACGUGGUUUUUCCUGGAUGUUUUUGUGGCUUUUGUGUUUGCAGUGGACUGUUGGGUUGCAAUUAUGGAUACAAGGAGGAGCGGGAGGGAAGUCAUACAGGAAGGUUGUUACUUGAUAUCUACGAUGUUGAUACAAGCAAUUCAAUUAAAAUGUUUGGAAAUCCUUUCUGGCUCUGUUCCCAGAUGGGUAGUGGCUCGGUUUUUUGGGGAAUUAUGUGCUUCUUUUUUCCAAUCGAUAGUGGAAGUCUAUUUUAUGGUGGCUUGGUUAAUAUUAUACUUUGCUGCAAGGUGCAAGAAUGUCAAUCCAGAGGGAAGGAGGUUUGGUCGAAGAGAUUUAGAGGACUAUAUUAAUGGUCUCAGAUGAUUGUGGCUAUGCUAGGGUGAUGGUUCACUUGGGGUCUUUGAAUGCAACUGUAAAAUAUUGAUAACCUUUUGAUGCUUUGCGUGGCCCUCUCUUGAAGUCCAUGUGGAUUGAUCUCUGCCAACUUUGUUGGUGUACUCACCAGGACCCUCUGCCUUGUAUGUACUUUAUCAAAGGCUAGUUACCAGAAGCAGCAGACAAGUUGGCAGAAGGAGAGGAGACUACUUGUAAUUAGGUGCAAAAGUAUUCAGGAUCUGAGUGAUGUACAUUUUCUAUGUGCUCCUGCUGCUAAUUCUGGAGGCAACUUUCAUCAAAGCAUUACCCAGCUGAGAAUGAGAAGGAUCACAGUAUGGAGAGUGAAAGGGGAAGCUGGGGUAAGGGGCAGAAAUAAAGGA